AGAGCAAUCAACAACCUACAGAAUGCAAAUGAAGAAACCAUUUCCCAGUACAUGCUCAACCUUGAAAGUGCACUGAAGGAAAUACUAUCCGAUCUACCCGAUACCCGGAAGAAAAAAAGGCGUUAAGCCCUGCAGAAAGCACUGGCAGGAUUAGCUGGUUUAAAGCAGCAGAGGGAACUAAUUUGGCAACUUAAGCAUCAGGAGGAAUGGAUGUUUUCGGCUGCAGCUAAGGCUGAAAAAUGCCGGAAAGCUGUGAGGGACGCACUUAAUGGCCUCCAGGAUGCACCACAGAAUCUCCAUGACCUGUGGACCGAAUCCGAUAAGAUAAAGGAUACCCAAAAGCAAAGUAAUCUUUGCCUGGAAAAAACUUUAGAUGAAUACGCCGAAGAGCGGAUUGAGUUGGAAAAGCAGCUGAAGAAUAUAAUCGAUGAAUAUCGAGAGAGUGUAACCACCGUCCAAUAUAAGGUGAAAUUUAUAUAUUUAUCCAUAUAUAGCAUAAGCAAACAUAAAGUACAGACAGCACAUAAGCAGGACAUCUACGGCACCAACAAGUCUAAGGGCAGCAUAUUAAUAAUAAAGUUAUAAUUUCAUUGCG
This is a messenger RNA of Drosophila elegans, 595 nucleotides long. RefSeq lists its product as uncharacterized. NCBI's taxonomy places the organism in Eukaryota, Metazoa, Arthropoda, Insecta, Diptera, Drosophilidae. The record is from RefSeq and is a predicted model, not a curated record.